This is a messenger RNA of Tetranychus urticae (two-spotted spider mite), 6029 nucleotides long. RefSeq names its product phosphatidylinositol-4-phosphate 3-kinase catalytic subunit Pi3K68D (gene Pi3K68D). Gene Ontology annotation, biological process: phosphatidylinositol-3-phosphate biosynthetic process; cell migration; phosphatidylinositol 3-kinase/protein kinase B signal transduction. The record is from RefSeq and is a predicted model, not a curated record. NCBI's taxonomy places the organism in Eukaryota, Metazoa, Arthropoda, Arachnida, Trombidiformes, Tetranychidae. Gene Ontology annotation, molecular function: phosphatidylinositol binding; 1-phosphatidylinositol-4-phosphate 3-kinase activity; 1-phosphatidylinositol-3-kinase activity. Gene Ontology annotation, cellular component: phosphatidylinositol 3-kinase complex; cytoplasm; plasma membrane.
GUCUUACAGUCUUGUAUUGAUCUAUAAAUGAUUAAAAAUGGUUAAACCACUGGAUCAAAGGAAAUUUUUUCUCGUGUCUCUACCAAUAUCAACAAACAAAACAGCUUAACCAGCAACAUUAACAACCUUAGCAACCCUAUCAACAACAUUCAACAUUAUGUUUUGGUGAUGAUGUUUUUAUCAAAUUGUGUUUUUUAUUAACAAGGAUGAUGUUGAUAGUGCCUUAACAUUUAAACAUGCAGUGAAUGGAGGUCUUACGGUAGCAAACCAGAGAAUGGUGAUCAAUUUAUCUGGUGCUCUAAUGAUCAAUUUAUACUUCUCAUUGGCCUUGUUGGAGACUUUACCUAAACAUCAUUUUCUUACAACUUGUACCAAUUUGUUUUUAAAAAACCUUUCCUAAUACCAAAUUUACGGAUAAAUCAAUCAAUUCCAAGAAUCAAUUCAAUUGUUUAUCAUAUUACGAUUUCCUUUUUCACAAUCAACUAUAUAAUAUUUUUUCCUUUUCUCUCUUUUUCUGUUGAUUGUUCUUCCUCUCUCUGCUCUUUUUCCUCCCUCAGUUAACUCAUACGCCCCUCUUAAUCAAGCGUCUGGUUAACACAUUAUCAUUUAACAAUCAUAUAACAGAUAGAUUAACCUUUAUUUUAAAUAUAAUUAUCUUAUUGAACGGUGCAACGUUUCCAAGGGAUCUCAACCCGAUAAAUACAUCUCUACAAAAUAUCAAAUCGUGAAGUCAGGGAAACAAGAAUAUAAAAAAAACGCAGAGAAGUGAACCAACUCAAUUAUCAAAAUGAAUGAACAAUUUACCCGAGAUCAAACUGAAACCAAGCCUGCUUUACCGCCACGUUUAUUCAUCCGUCCACCACCUCGUAAACCAACUGUGAUCAAUGAACUGAAGCUGAAAGUGCCCUUACCUAGGAGGAUGGUAAACAAUCAAUCUGUUAACGGACCAACCAUUGAACUAUCUAAAUUAAUUGCACCGCCACCAUCCAAGGCUACAACAAGCCAUCGUGAUGAACAAGGGUGUAACAGUGUUCAAACACCAGGAUCAUUGAAUGAUAAUAGUAAUAUUAACUUUAAUAAUAUUAAUAAUAACAACAAUAAUAAUGGAAUUAUAGUGACCUCGUCAAGACUCACUAAUGAAAUUAAUAAUAGUAACAAUUCAAUUACUGGUGGUACUGUUGGUAAUAAUUUGGUGUCCUCUCAACUGAAACCCUCUCCUCCCCCUCCUCCUGUUUCUGAUCAUGGUUUAAUGAGUUCAAAUGGGUCACAAUCGCAUCACCAUCACCAUCAUCAUCAUCGCCAACAACAACAACAAUCAACAUCUCAACAAGCCUCAUCACAGUCAUCUAUAAGAUCAUAUCAACCAUCCAAUAAUCCAUUUCGAACAAAUGCUCCUAAUACCCUUUGUUUGAGUAAUAAUAACAAUAGUAAUAGUAACAUGAAUUCAUCUUCCUCCACUUCUUCUGCAUCUCCAUCACCUUCUUUUGCCAACAAUUUUUCACCGUUCUCUUCAUCAACUUAUGCCAUUGUUUCACCGAUAAAAACACAUCCUGGUAAACCAAGUUGGAUACCGGUCGCUAGUGGUACCAAUAGACCUCCGGCUUUGUCUCACAGCAAUUCAUUCCCUUACUUUGAUCCAUUCAAAAGAGACGCCAUUCAAGCCGUACAACAAUUAAACACGAAUCAUCAACAAAACCAACAUUCAAACUCAACCCGCUUGUUUAACUCUAAUUCAGUCCAAAAUUUAUCCUACUUUUAUUCAUCAGUUACCUCUCAAGUUAACAAUGAAGCAGUUCGAGAAAUGUUGGAAAAAAUAAGAAAACUUGGAGAGUUGGAAAAGCUACCCAACGAAAAUCUUAUCGAUCUCGGGCCAAAUUAUUCUGUUAAUCCUCAAGAUGACCUGUUACACUUAUUUGAUCCCUUAAUGAUUAGUGAGGGAAACGAUCAAGAAAACAGCGAUUCAAUUGAUAGUGAUCAUAACCAAAACUCAGAUGAGGGUUCCAAAGAAAUUUCAGAUGGAUCUUCAUCCCCACAAGAACCAAUCUCACCUCCAACGCCAAUCAGAGUGGACUCUAUAGAUUCAACAUCAAGUCCAAGUGAAUCUUCAGCGACUACUCCUUCAAUAGCAUCUCAGUUGACAGUUUCAUCAGAAAAUGAAAAUGGAUCAAAUAAUAUUUUCAUUAGCAGUAACAAUACAAUACCAGCUGAUGACAAUUUCCGUGUGCGCUUUAGAACCUCGCGAGCUGAUCCAGAAUUGAUCUCUUUUGCCCAGAAAGUCUAUUUAAAUCGAAAUAAAUUUGCAUAUAGUGAUAAAUUAACUAAUCCAGGAUUCGUUGCAAGCACUAGAUUGGAUUAUCAAUUAGAUUGUACGUUAAGUGUUAAACUUCAGAUAUACCAUAAAUCAACGGAAUCACCGAUAUCAUUUACCUGUAAUGUUAAUACCUCUGUUGAACAUGUUGUUUGCCAUGCAGUUUGUUCAAUUUUUGAGGGCACAAAUGGGAUUAAUUUUGACGAAUUUGUGCUGAAAAUUAACUCUCUCAAUGAAUAUCUGACCAAAGAUUCAACUCUAGCAGAUUAUGCUUACAUUCAUCAAUGUCACAUGUUUGAUGAAGAUGUACGGUUAACAUUGAUUAAUACAAAUGAAACUUGCCAUAAUAUUUAUGCACGAAAUCAUGAGGAUGAUGAAUCUGUGACAUCUCUUUCGCCAGAUGACUUACUGCCUCAACCAUGUGUAUGUAAAUUUGGAGAAAUCAAUCGAGACAUGGUUAAUAUUUUACUUGAAACAUUGGAAAAGGAAAUUAGUAAACUGGUCUUUAAUUCUAGUAAGGAGAGCAUAGUUAAAACGAUAAAAGGUGUUAUUCAAGCCACAAAAGCGCUAUGUUCACUGUUUGGUAACUGUGAUACACUUCAAGUUACUGAAGCAAUUGAAAAUCUAUCCCAACUUUCUCUAGUCUAUGAUCAAUAUAAAAAGCGUGGUGAGAUUAUAUUAAAUCAAUUGAGUGAAGAGCAGCUUCAAGUAAUCCAUAAAGAGGUUUUCCAUCACGCAAUUGUCAAAUUAAAACGAGCUAUACGAGAAAUGAUUAAUUUAUAUUGCUCAACCUUUCCUGUUGAUUUCGAGUUGAUUCCUCAAGAAAAUCUAGACACUGAACCCAAAACGCUUAAUGAUGAAUCCAAGUCACCUUGUUCGUUAUCGCAAAUGUCUGAAACACUUUUGGUUUAUGUUGGCACCGUUAAUUGUCUUUCAUUUGAUUGGAAAAUGAGAUACAGAGAAUUUUAUAUUUCAUGUGAAAUCUGGUUUGGGGAAAAUUUAAUAGGUAAUUGUAAAACCGGACGUGUACCUGUUAGCCAAGGACUUUUCCAGAGACUGGUUUUUAAUGAAUUGUUACACUUUCAAACUGUUCUACUCUCUUCACUACCUCGAGAGUCUUACCUUUAUUUCAACUUAUAUGGCAUUGAAUUUCCCUCAUCAUCAUCUCUCUCUUCCUCCUCUUCGUCUACAAUAACAUCAACAUCAAACGCAAUUCCUUCAGAUCAGUCUUCGGCUAAUGGUGAAAAGAAAACACCCAAGUUGGUUGCACUAAGUGUUCUCAAGCUUCUUGAUUUCCAAGAAAAACUGGUCCAAGGAUCCGUUCUCCUUGGCAUGUGGACUGGAGAGAUUGUCAGUAAAACGGAAAGAACUUGUUUCAAUUCAUCAAAUUUGGAGAAAGGAUCCCCAUUAAUCAUUGUCAAUCUACCUGAUCAUGGUUGUGACAUUUGUUUCCCAUCAAUUGAUACAGAAUCUAGUAUCAAUACAUACAUUAAGCAAGAUCUUAAUCUACUUGAUUCAGCCUCUCAAACUGAUAUUCAUGUUAUACUUAACAGCGAUCCUGUUCAACAAAUGUCUCGCGCCGAUGAAAACAUAAUCUGGGAUCAUAGACAUUAUUUACAUGAGCUUCCCUCCGCUUUACCCAAGGUACUCAAGGCUGCACCAUCCUGGAAAUGGUCUUAUCUCAAUGAUAUCUACCAUAUGAUACAAACAUGGAAUUCUUUGCCGGCCGUUGAUGCAAUGCAACUCUUGUUGCCAGCUUUUCUGGACAAAUAUGUUCGAUCUCAAGCUGUCACUUGGAUUAGUAGACUAAGAAACGAUGAAAUCUGUGAUUAUUUGCCUCAGUUAAUUCAAGCUCUUCGCUUUGAACCUUAUUUUGACUCUGCACUAAUUUGGUUUCUUCUGGAGAAAGCUUAUUCAAGUGUUAGGAUUGCUCAUAAUUUAUACUGGUUACUCAAACAAAACCUUGAUGAUCCAAUUUUCUCCUUUAGAUCACGAAUCUAUUUGAAUGCUCUCCUCUUGACUUGUGGUGAAGCUCUUAGAACUCUUUUCGAAAAUCAAGAAGCCCUUUUAAGUAAACUAUCUUUUGUCUCAGAUCAUCUCAAAUCAACUAAAGGUUCACAAAGAAUGGUUACUUUGACUCGAGAUUUGGAACCCGUCGAUGAUUUCCUUUUGACACACCCAUUAGCUUUACCUCUAAGUCCAAGUAUGCAUGUUAUUGGACUAAAUAUUAAAUCUUGUUUUUAUUUCAACUCAAAUACCCUUCCAAUCAAAUUGGCCUUCAAGAGUGAACAAUCAAGCUCUUGUUUUACUCAAAUAGAUGCUAUGUACAAAGUUGGAGAUGAUUUACGCCAGGACUCAUUCACCAUGCAAAUGAUAAAAAUAAUGGAUAAACUGUGGCUUAAAGAAGGACUAGACUUGAAAAUUGUUACUUUUGGAUGUAUUGCCACAGAUUUCCGUAAAGGAUUUGUUGAAAUUGUCAAAAAUGCUGAAACAUUGCGUAAAAUUCAAACAGAAUAUGGAAUAACUGGAUCAUUUAGAGAUAGUUGUAUAUCAGAAUGGCUGCAAAAACACAAUACAAGUGAAUUAGAAUAUCGUAAAUCGGUUGAAAAUUUUACUUACUCAUUGGCAGGUUAUGUGGUCGUUACUUAUGUCCUUGGAAUUGGAGAUCGACACAAUGAUAAUAUAAUGAUAACCACUUCAGGACAUUUGUUUCACAUUGAUUUUGGUAAAUACCUUGGAGAUGCACAAAUGCUUGGUGCAAUUAAACGAGAUCGAACUCCUUUUAUACUAACAAGUGAUAUGGCUUAUGUGAUCAAUGGUGGCGAUAAACCAUCCAAACAAUUUCAAUAUUUUGUCGAUCUUUGCUGUCAGGCAUUCAACAUUAUUCGACGUCACACCAAUCUAUUUCUCAACCUGUUUUCACUCAUGGUUUCAUCUGGUAUUCCCGGCUUAUCCAUUGAAGCGGUUAAAUAUAUCCACCGAACUUUAUUACCCAGUUUAACUGAAGCUGAAGCAACAGCUGCAUUCAAUAAAAUGAUUGGCGAAACCUUAUCAUCGGUCUCUACUAAAUUCAACUUUUUCCUUCAUAACUUGGCCCAAUUGCGAUUCACUAGUGACCACAACGACCCAAGUACCUUAUCUUUUGUUCCCAAAAAGUAUACCAAAGAAACUGAUGGAAGAAUAAUUGGUUUACGAGUUGAAAGUUAUUUCAAAAAGUACGAACCAGAAAAGGUUUACAUUUAUGUGAUUCGUGUUGAAAGGGAGCAUCAAAAAGAUCCUGCUUAUGUUUAUAGAUCUUAUCGUGAAUUUUACGAGCUUCAUCAAAAAAUGACCUCACUAUUUCCCCUGGUUCGUCUCUAUCCAUUAAAUAGAUCAUCUAGUUUUAUGGGAAGAAGUAAUACUCGCGAAGUGGCCGAGAAAAGAGCACCAGAAAUUGAUUUCUUCUUACUAUCAUUGAUGCAUAUGACGGAAGAAAUUGCUCAUAGCGAUAUUGUUUACACUUUUUUCCACCCAAUUCUUCGUGACCAGGAAGCCUUCUCUGGUCAAGGUCAAUCAGGUUCAUCAUCAUUACAUAUUUAUUAAGACUGUCUUUUUAAACAAAAUCAUUAAAUCACCCAAUUGUACUUUUAAAGUCAUUCCCCUUUCUAACACUUCUUAUUGUGUAUGCUGUAUUUUUCACUCUUAACUUUCCUUUUUAUAUUUAAAAAUUGAAACAACCAAA